GCUUUAUGUUUUCCUGCAACUAAAACCGAAGCCAAGCCACAUCCGGAUCAGCCCAAAGCGACAGCACUCUAGAUACUUGUAUCGCUAGAAAGUGUAGAACUUUCGGAAGCCAAAAACCCAUAUAAACGACAGGAUAUCGCCAAAGAGGCAAAAGGGUUUAAAAAUCGCGGCCACCAAAUGCAAGAUGGUUCCGGACCAACCAGUAAAAAUGCAGUCUGGGCCGCCGUUACCUUCGCAAAAAAGUACUAUAGCCGGACAGACUGCGGACAGUUUUGCAACUGUUCCGUCCACGCACUCGUACGGCGGCAUCCCGACUUCGUCCGGCACCAGCUACGUUUCUAUUGGAAUCUUGCCAGGGUUGGGCAGUAUACCGACCGCCACGAGCGGGACGCUGCCAUUGCUUCUGCCUACAACGAGUCCUUCGACCACAACCUUCAAAACGACCCCCUUGCUGCCGAUGCCGUCGUUGGAAGACAUCGAGGUGGCCAACCAGAUUCAGACACAGAUUCAGACACAGAGCCAGCACCAAGGCCAAGCACUAGUGCAGCAGCAGCAGCAGCAGCAUCAACAGCAGCAGCAGCAGCACCAGCAGCAGCAUCAGCAGCAGCAGCAGCCGCCCGCGGGAAUCCUUAAAUACCCAAACCCCCUUCCACCCCCCAGCGUCAACUAUAUCGGAGAGCUAAUGCCACUCCCACUCCCAAUCCCACCCACCAGCACCCCCACCCCCACCACAACGAUGAGCAGCGGCAACUGUGGGACCCUCAAGAGUACCGCCAAGCUGCUGCCCCUCCAGUUGAUGGCCUCCGCCGGACCACCGCCCAACCAUCCACCAUCGAUGUCGCUGCCACCAGCCUCAGCAGCAGCCUCGAUCCAGGCGCAGGCCCAGGCCCAAGCCCAGGCCCAGGCGCAGGCGCAACAACAGCAGCAGCAGCGUCAUCGGAGGCGCCACGGCUGGUGCGGCUGCUUUGGAUCGGGUGGCCGCAACACCAGACCAGUCGAGAAGACAACACCGCCUCCGCCGGGCUAUACCACCAAGUCGAAGAAGCGCAAGCCCAAGUCGCAGACAGUCUGGUCGGCGCUGCUCACCAAUCUGGGCAUCUGCAUGCUCCUUCUGGCCUACACAUUGUUGGGCUCCUUCAUAUUUCUUACCAUCGAGAACGAGGACUCGGCGCUGCUGCAUCAGCAGCACACACUGGCAAGCACCAAGCGUAAUCUGGCGGGGAUUGGGACUGGCAGUGCUAUAGGGAAUGGCAUUUAUCAGCAGCAGCAGCAGUCGCCACACCAGCAAAGGUCGCCGCAGAUGCACCACCAGCAGCAGCAGCAGCAGCAGCAGAAACAGAAGUUGCAGAAACAGCAGCAGCAGCAGCAGGCAGGACAACGACAUCAUCGACCAGGACAACACACUGUGGACAAUGACACGGUGGCGGCAGCAGUGGCUGCCGCCCAGGGAUUGCUGCCAGGACAUGGCGGUGGUACCUCCUCCUAUGGCAUGGCCCCACAGGGAGCGUCAUCGAAUGACUUUGUUUAUGGCGUGGAUGUGGCAGACGAGGCAGAAAUGCAGGAGAAUGCUGGAGGAAUGCCGCAGUUUGGACUCGGACUCGGACUGGGAAUCUCGCCGGACACUUACGAUGUGAGGCAGCGGACCAUUGAGAAUAUCUGGGACAUAACCGUAUCGCUCAAUAUACUCUACAAGGAGAACUGGACAAAAUUGGCAGCACUGGAAAUAGCCAAGUUUCAGGACCAAUUAAUCAAGAGACUGAACGAGGAUGUUAUGCUGCAAUUAUCACACGAGGAUAUGGCCAACGCAGGCGUCGGGGCCGGUGGCGCCUCCGGCAGCGGCAACAAUCCAGCCACGGAAGCCGUUCUACUUCACACCCACUUUUAUCAUCAUCGUGCCGCAGGCGGAGGAGUGGUUCCCGGCGGCACUGGUGGCCCUCCGCAUGAGUGGAAUUUUGCCAAAGCGUUUUUGUAUUCGCUGACCGUUUUGACCACAAUUGGCUAUGGCAACAUUGCGCCACGCACCACUCUGGGCAGGAUCGUGACUUUGGUUUACGCACUUUUCGGCAUUCCCUUGACCCUGGUAUAUUUGAGCAGCACCGGCAGCAUCCUGGCCAAGAUCGCCAGGGAGGUGUUCUCGAAGGCUCUGUGCUGCUGCCUGUGCUCGAACUGCGGCUACUGUUGCUACGACGAGAAGCGGAUGGCCGAGAAGGAGCGGCGCAUGCGGCGGAAGCGGCAGCAGGAGGAGCUACGCAAGCAGCAGGCGGCAAUGCAGGAACCAUACUACGUGAGGGAUGUCUACCAUACCACGCCGGAGAAGCAGGCGGAGGCAGAGGCCGCUGGGGGCGGUGCCCCGCCGGCGACGGUGGCCUCGGUGUCCAACUCUUCGGGCGGACUGUCGGGCAUUAGUGUUGGCGGUGUCGGUGGCGGCGGCGUUGCUGGCGGUCCCCCCACAUCCCUGCCGAACGACAUUGACUCGCUGAGCGCCAGCGAGUCGCGCGGCUCCAUGCACGGCCUGAGCAUCAUGGCCCCCAUCCUCCUCUGCUUCUCGAUGAUGAUCAUCUAUAUUGUGUUUGGUGCCGCGGUGCUGUACCGUCUGGAGAAUUGGCCCAUCGUCGAUGGCAUCUACUUCUGUUUCAUGAGCCUCUCUACCAUCGGAUUCGGAGACAUGCUGCCGGGACUGCGGCGGGAGUCGAACACCACCACCUGGUUCUGUUCGGUGUACAUCAUGUCCGGCAUGACCCUCACGGCCAUGUGCUUCAACGUCAUCCACGAGGAGAUUGUCCAUCGCAUUCGCAUUGUUGUCGACUUCAAGAAAACCGAUUUGGCUAACUCUAGCACCGGCUUGCCCCCAGGCGGACCUGUAAUCGUCGCUGGCGCUGGCUCCGGUGGCUCCAUGAUGGACCUGGGACCCGAUGACGCUGGCCAGUACUAUGUCCCGGCCUCCUCCUGACAUUACGAGAGACGGGCGCAUCUCUAUCAGCGCAAUCCCACCGAAGAGACCCUGGUAACAGACACACCCACAUCGCUAGUGCUGAAGGACUAUGUUAAUCACGAGCUGGUACCCAUCCUGACCAUGGACCCGAACGGGGCCCCACGAUUGGCCCCUGCCCCCGCCUAUACGCCCACGGUGACCUCCUGCGAGGUGACCACGCCCAGCAACAGCUGCAUCGCCCAUGGCAGCGACUCGGCCCUGGGCUACUCCUCACUGAACAGCCCGCUGCUGGACGUCCUCAAUACACCCACAACAUCACAGGCGGCCGCCUCGGGCGUGUACACCCUCACCGAGGAGACGGAGAUUGAGCUGCAAGAGACGCAGGUGGAUAGGAUCUAGAUCUAGCGAUCCGAGGGCCGCAAAGCCAACGAAAGAAAGUAUUAGACGAAAAUUCAGUAUUUUAGAGAGAGCGCGAGACACAGGUCCCUAGACAUAGUCUUAGACAUAGUCCCUGGGUUGAGAGAAUGUCGAUGUCGAAUGUAAAAUGUGUGUUGGACUAUUUUUUUGUUUUUUUUGGAUGUUUGUAUGUCUAAAUUUAUAAGGAAUUUCCCCCGUGUAAUUGGCAUCUAACGCUGGAACAGCGGAGAUCAUAGAUCAUAAGCAGAACUAUCAAUGUAUUGUAUAUAGGCAUUGGGUCGAAGGAAGAUACAUUUCCAUAGCUCCUAAGCAGAUGAUACUAAAAAAUACAAAAAUAAAAAAAAAUACAAAAAAUAACUAGUCAAUGUUAGGGGUACUGCAAAAAGGCCCAGGCAAAAACAAAAACAAAACCCAUAAACCAAUAAGAAUUAAGAUAAACGUUAUACUACAAGUAAAUACAAAAUCAGAUACAAUAGGAUUUGGCCAGAGGUGCUCUCUCAGUGUUUCAGAUCAUGAUUGCCCCGAUCCCGGUCUAAGCUUAUCCUUGGGUAUUCAAAUAUCAAUAUUAUGCAUUACAAGAAAAUAUCAUUUUCAUGGAAAAUUGAUACUGAACGAGUGUUGUUGAUAUUGUUAAACGAUCCAAACGAUACGCAAAUCUGAUCUGUGCACUGAUCUGAUCUGAUCUGUGAAUGGCAGAAGCAUAUAGUAGGUGGUUAAGUGCUUCAAAUUACAUAUUACUCGAACCUCUAUCUUAAAGAACAGAAGUUUGACCGAAUAGAUUCCAUUGUUGAUUGAAAAGUGAGAUGUGUCAAGCGUCUAGCAGUGGGAUCCGGCACCAAUCAAGGCUGCUGUCUGGUGGUUUGGCCAGUGCUCAAAACAAUCCCAUCACCCCAAAAAGCAGAGCAGAGCAACAGAGAUGGAGAGAAAGCACCCUCUCGCCCUCUCUCCUUCUUGCUCAUUCAAUCUUCGCUCUGGUGAAAGCUUUCCCCGAACAUUUCCAACUGCAAUUAAAUAUAGUAUAUAAAUAUAUACAUAGGUAUGAUUAAUAGAGAAAUUCGUCUUUUAUAUGUAUGUAUGUAUGUACUCGUAAGCAGAAACACACAAUUACAUAUAUGCAAUCUCCAGAACAGAACCCAUACAUAUACAUAUACCUAAUCGACAAAAAAAAAAACAAAAGGCCCACACACAUAUUUUAUACGUAACUCAAGCUUAGUAAAAUUAAAUAAAUAAAUGUACUAAAUACGAUAUAAAUAUACAAAAUAUAUAUAUAUACAUAUAUGUAUAUAUAUAAUAAUUAUAUCUAUGGGUAAAUGGACGAUUUUUUUUUUUGUAAUUGCAAUAAGCAGAAACCCAAAUGAAAGUAAAGUAAAGAAAACAAGUAAACUAUGCAUACAUAUUAUCAGUGGAUUUAAAUUCAUAAAUUUAAAUAAAAAUAAACGUUUAAAAACUACAACAGAAAUUAUAGUAAACCAAGUCAUACAGAAAUGGAAAACAAAAAACAGAAAACUUGAAAAACUUUGUAAAUGUUUAAGUAAAUGUAUAUUUGUGACAACUACAGCAGCAAAAUAAACUCAAUAAAAAGCGUUAA
Messenger RNA from Drosophila pseudoobscura, 4937 nucleotides. RefSeq lists its product as uncharacterized. The coding region runs from base 185 to 2950 and encodes 921 amino acids. Gene Ontology annotation, biological process: stabilization of membrane potential; potassium ion transmembrane transport. Gene Ontology annotation, molecular function: outward rectifier potassium channel activity; potassium ion leak channel activity. Gene Ontology annotation, cellular component: plasma membrane. The record is from RefSeq and is a predicted model, not a curated record. NCBI's taxonomy places the organism in Eukaryota, Metazoa, Arthropoda, Insecta, Diptera, Drosophilidae. The transcript has 7 exons.